Messenger RNA from Helicoverpa armigera (cotton bollworm), 1584 nucleotides. Its product is annotated as L-xylulose reductase. The record is from RefSeq and is a predicted model, not a curated record. The coding region runs from base 165 to 899 and encodes 244 amino acids. The transcript has 5 exons. Gene Ontology annotation, biological process: glucose metabolic process; xylulose metabolic process. Gene Ontology annotation, molecular function: L-xylulose reductase (NADPH) activity; carbonyl reductase (NADPH) activity. NCBI's taxonomy places the organism in Eukaryota, Metazoa, Arthropoda, Insecta, Lepidoptera, Noctuidae.
AAAGUUGAAACGUCAAUCGCAUUAAUUUUAUUCUCGUUUCGGAGUUUCGGACUGAACGGCUGUGUAGACUUGCAGAUAAUGCGUGUUUAAAUUAAAUUGCAACAUAUUGGUUGGUUUUUCAUUUCAGAUUAUAAUAGCAGUCCAAUAGCUUUACAGGACUUAAAAUGGAAAUCUCAUUUAAAGGCAAGAGAAUACUCGUUACCGGCGCUGGCCAAGGAAUCGGUCGAGGUAUCGCUGUUGAGUUGUGGCGUGCUGGAGCAAACAUCGUCGCCUUGUCUCGCACCAGAUCUCAUCUAGAGACACUACAAAGUGAAUAUCCCUCUAUAGACAUUGUGGACGUUGAUGUAGCUGAUUGGGAAAAAACCCGGAAGGUGGUUGAAUCCCUCGGCCACUUCGAUGCUCUUGUGAACAAUGCCGCGAUGGCUAUAUGUGAACCCUUCCUCGAUUGCUCACCCUCCGACUUUGAUAAAAUGUUUAACGUAAAUGUAAAGGCAACCCUUAAUAUUAGUCAAAUAGUAGCAAGAAAGAUGGUAGAAAACAAAACCCAUGGUGCCAUCGUCAAUAUAUCAUCACAGGCUUCAAAGGCUGCAUUGAAAGACCAUGCCAUCUACAGUGCAUCAAAGGCUGCUCUGGAUGCCCUGACUCGCUCCAUGGCUCUCGAACUUGGUCCUUAUGGCAUCCGAGUGAACUCUGUUAAUCCAACUGUAAUCAUGACUGAAAUGGCCAAAGUGGGAUGGUCAGACCCAGCCAAAGCCAAGGAGAUGCUUUCUAAAAUACCAUUAGGAAGGUUUGGAGAAGUAUCUGAGGUGGUGAAUGCUGUAGUGUUCCUCUUGAGUGAGAGAUCCAGUAUGAUCAAUGGUGUAGAGUUGCCAAUUGAUGGAGGUUUCCUUGCCACAUAAUAUCAUUGCUUACAGCAUAUUUCAUUUAGCAAAGAAUAUUAAAAUAACUUGAAUAUUUAUGGCUUGUAAUAUUGGAUAUUUUUUUAACAAUUGCAUAUUUUAGUUUUAAGUAUAGGUAUUGGAGCUAUGUUAUUAAAUCAACCAAAGAUGGUACCUUAUAUAAAUAUCGCCAUAUAAAGUUAUCAUGUAUGUUUUUGUGUGAUAAUAUUGUUAUCAGUUUGGGUUAACUUUUUACCUACUUAUCAUUUAAGAACAUUAACACAAACAAAAUUAAAUUAAGAUAUAAUUGUUCUCAUAAUAUAUGACUGUAAUAACUGUUUCUUUCCUUGUUAGCUAAAACUGUUGGAAAGGCAACUUUCCUUUAUUCUUAUGAUAGUUUAUUAGAUCUGUAUCAUGCCAAUGUCUACAAAGUCCUUCGAAAAAGCAUUUAUAUUUAAUUAAGUCAUUAGAAACUAUGAGAGGUGGACACUGAAAUUCCCAAUUAAAAUCUUACAUUAAAAAUAAAUAAAUAGAAAACCACUUAGUUAAGGUCAAUUGAUCUAAAUAUAAUUGACAUUAUGUUUGUUAUUUCCUUUUCUUUGUAAUACUGAAGACUCUGUUGGAAUAAUUUGCUUACUGAUACAUAAAUAAUAUAGUUUAACAAAGCCAGGAAAAUUAUUUUGUUAAAUAAAUGCAAUUUGUUGAA